Molecule: messenger RNA, 1278 nt
Organism: Arthroderma uncinatum
Lineage: Eukaryota; Fungi; Ascomycota; Eurotiomycetes; Onygenales; Arthrodermataceae
Exons: 3
Coding region: 1-1278 (425 amino acids)
Biological process (GO): ribosomal large subunit assembly; rRNA processing
Cellular component (GO): nucleolus
Molecular function (GO): 5S rRNA binding
Source: RefSeq, a predicted model, not a curated record
AUGUCGGCCUCAGUAGGAGCGCCGCAGCAGCAUAAGCAGCCUUCACGAAAGGGCAAGAAGGCGUGGAGGAAAAAUGUCGAUGUGACGGAACUGCAAGAGGGGCUUGAACAGGUUCGAGAGGAAGUAAUCAAAGGAGGAGUGUUGGCCGAGAAACCAUCCGAAGAACUGUUCAUAAUCGAUCCUACAGGCGAUGAAGAAGUCCAGAAGAAAGUCCUGAAAAACUCCAAACCUCUACGAGCCGACGAAAUUCUCGCUCAGCGCUCAGCUAUAAGCGCGGUUGACAGCCGGAAACGGCCGUCCUCGAAAAUUACAGAUGGGAUCAUUGAGCCUAAAACUAAAAGAAAUCGAAGUGACUGGGUAACGAGGGAGGAAUGGCUACGUUUGAAGAAAGUGGCGCAAGAAGCAAAACUCGACGAAACGGCGAUACAACCUAGCGUAGCUCACGAUCCAUGGGCUGUCGAUAGCAAGCAUGAGAAGGAGUUCACCUUUUUGGAAAAGAAAAAGCCAGUCAAUGCUCCCAAGACCAUGUCUCAAGCCCCAAUUUCACUAGCAGCAAACGGCAAAGCGAUACCGUCUGUGAUGAAGCCCAAGGCCGGGAUAAGCUACAACCCCUCAUUCCAGGAAUGGGACGAUUUGUUGACGAAAGAGGGAGAGAAGGAGAUUGAAGCCGAGAAGAUAAGAUUAGAGGAACAGAAACGAGAGGCGGAGCGGAUUGCGCGUAUCGAGGCAGCAGAGGGCGACGAUGGCCAGGUCAAAUCUGACGACGAGAGUGCGUGGGAAGGAUUCGAGAGUGAAUACGAGAAUGAGUCGCUGAAGAAGAAACGGCCCGAGAGGAAAACUAAGGCCCAGAGGAAUAAGAUCCUUAGGAGGAAAGAAGCGGAGAGAAAGGCGAAAGCAGAGGCUAAGAUGAAGAUGCGGGAACAGCAGGCUGCCCAAGCUAAACUUAUCACGAAACAGAUUGAAGAGAAGGAGAAAUCGAAAUUGGCCGUGGCGAAGGACGAAGAGUCUGAGGAGGAUGAAGAGCCUGCUCUUCGCAAACGGCCAUUUGCCGGCAGAACUCCUGUACCGGCCAAACCGUUAGAGUUGGUUCUACCAGAUGAGCUUAAGGAUUCGCUCUUGCUCCUCAAGCCAGAGGGUAAUUUACUAGGCGACCGGUACAGGAGUCUGAUGGUGCAGGGUAAACUCGAGGCCCGGAAUCCAAUCUUACAGUCGAAGAAGGCGAAGAGGAAAGCUACAGAAAAAUGGACGUACAAGGACUUCAAAGUGCCAUCUGUUUGA